This is a messenger RNA of Juglans regia (Persian walnut), 2978 nucleotides long. RefSeq lists its product as uncharacterized. NCBI's taxonomy places the organism in Eukaryota, Viridiplantae, Streptophyta, Magnoliopsida, Fagales, Juglandaceae. Bases 323 to 1345 code for a protein of 340 amino acids. The record is from RefSeq and is a predicted model, not a curated record. The transcript has 5 exons.
ACUUGUCUACAACCAUAGACCAAAGAUGAAUUUAUAUUUAGAAGUUUUUCUUGUUGCCAUUCAGAUUUCAUGGAAAAAGGUUUCUUUAUGGGUCUACCAGCAUGCCUUAAUCAUAUUGGGGUUCCAAAGAUUGUUUUAUUACCCACAUCAUCCAGCUUUAUCAUAGAGGAGGAAAGAAAGUUUCGUUUAUGGGCCUGUAGAAAUGGGGCAUUUUCACAAUGAUUUGUGUAGUGGUUUAUAUAUCUAAUUUCACCUGACAGAAAAUUUGUGCAUACAGUUGCAUAUAGAAUUGAUUUCCAAGCAUUUGAUCCAACAAUUAGCCAUGAGAGGAACAAGAAGAGGACUUGGUGGACAAGCCGGAAUGACACAAACUCGCACACGCGCUAGUGAUGGGUGCACAUGGAGUGGUCCAACACCUCAGUCGCAACCGUGUAGGUGGACACGAAUGGUUGAGCAAAACUCAUCAUCGGACGACUCAACACAGCCCCCGGAUAUGGUUUUGGGUACUGAGUUUCCUGAAAUUAGCAAUGAUCCAAAUACAAGGCCUGAGAACAAUGGGAGAGUACCAAUGCGGAGGUGUCGUGGACCAGCUGGGUGCACUGAGCUUAUGAAGCUUCGUAAGCAUGGUCUCAUUCCUUUGAAGAUUAAUGAUGGUGAGAGGGUACCAUCAUGUGAGAAUGCAGUGUUCUUUACAACAAGGGUAACAUGGAUUAUCAAGCAUCAUGCAACCAUGGCUCAAAAUACUUGGGAUGCUGUAGAUACACAAGAAAAAGAGGAGCUGAUCAAUCGUGUUCGGGCUGAUUUCAUUCUAGAUUGGAGCAAAAGGAAUCAUCGCGAGAUGGUCGAGAAGAACCUUGGAAAGAAGUUCAAUGACUUUCACUACCAGCUUCAUAAAAUAUACAUGGGUUGUGCAACCCACGAUGAGGCAUUACUAAAACCAACCUCGUUGGUGGAACCAGAUGUAUGGAAAAAGUUAUGUGGGAGAUGGGGUAGCGACGAAUUCAAGAAAAUAUCCAAUCAAAAUAAGGCCAAUAGGAAAAGGCAGCGUGUGAACCACACAGCAGGCAGAAAGUCUUUUGUGAGGUUAAUACAAGAGAUGAAUAAUAUGAUUGAGAAGUUAGAUGAGAUGGAGCCUGAGGAGCGCACAGAUGAGGCUGCAAAUAUUAUAUUCCGAGAUGUGCUAGGACACAGAUGUGGUUAUGCAAGAGGACUUGGUGGUUCAAUUAUACCCGAGCCUAGACCAUCAUCUAUGUCGGCACAAUUUGAGCACCUAGCCCAAGAAAAUGAGAAACACAAAAAUGAGGCAAUGAUGUACAAGACUGAAUUGGAUGACUUGAAAAGGUAAGUACGACAAUUAUUGGUUUGGCAACAAUCGUAUGACCAGAGGAUGAACUCUUUUGAAUGUGAUUUAGAAAGAGUGUCUAAUAGAGACACUCCAGGAAAUGUUUAGCUGGAUGGCCUUCUAAACUGGGAUUUUUUGAUAUUUUGCUCCAUUUGCUGGCAGGCAGAUAUUUUAUUUAAUAGUUGUCUAGAUUUUUGGGUGCAGGACCCGCAUGUUAGUUGUACUUGCUGGAUGUUCCUUGGUGGAAUUAUAAAAUGUCCUGGGCAACAAUAUUUUGGUGGGAUUACUCUGUUAAAGGUUAUGAGAAAACAUUGUAAGUAUGCUUUAAAACCCCUAGAAACUGCAUGUAUUUUCUUCAAUGGCUAAGAGAGUUGCUGAUGCAUAUUCUAUAAGAUUAGUUAUGAUGCUAGUGAUAUUAAAACCUUGAAACUUGAGAGAUGUAUACCAGGUACAAAGAAAUGUUUGGUAAUUUUUUCUGUAAUAGACUAUAGGUACAGAUUUAUGUUGAAUAUACAUGUAAAGAUUCAGAUAUUUGAUCAUAUGCUGUUAUUUGCAUAACUCAGGUACUAUUGGAAUUUAGAAGCCUUUGCAUUAUAUUGGGAGAUUUGUAUAAUCAGCUCUAACAAUGUUUCUUCACAACAAUAGGUCAUUGGGUCACUCUUUGUGAGUAUUUAGGUAAACUUAAAAAUAGCCCUGUCUAUUUCAUGAGAUUUAUGGUGGGGUCAACUUGGUUUUGUUUUAAUUGAAGUAAGGUGGUGCAACUAGUUAUUGGGAUUUUGUAAAGAAUGUUGCAUACAUUCUUUUUAACCAAUUCCAUAUAAUAUUUCCGUAUAUUAUAUGGAAAUCAGUCCUUGCAUGCAUACAUAGUUAUAAUUUGGCUGGUGAAAACUAACUGCGUAGCACUGUUUUCAAUAUUUGGUGGGGUGGAAGAAACAAAAAUGGCAUAUAAGAUAUCCUUUGCUGGAAUUUUGGGCUUAGGUGGUAAUUUUCACCAUUCAUUCCCCUGUUUUUUGCAUGGCUAUAUACUUGCAUAUUUUUAAGCCUCAAAUGUAGUGCAUAUGAUAUAGUACUUGAAUAUCAUAUCAUAGGAAAGAUAUUUGGACAGGUUUGCAAAUUUGUGCAUUAGGUGUGUGCCAUAUGAUAUGUAGUUUUAAGUCACAUAUAUAGGGCUGAAAAUUGUAUCCACCCUAUCGAUGGUUUGAGUUGUGACUAUUGUUAAAUCAAAUACAUGAGGCCAACUGGUUUAGGGUUGAUAUGUUCUCCUCCUGCAGCCCAUGCCUCAAAACUGUUAUGUUUUACAUUGAUAAACAGAGAAGGGUAUUUAUUCUUGACCCUAGAGCAGUGAACUGGAAAAAGUUAAGCCAUUGCCUGAUGCAUCUUCUAUUUUCCUAUGAAAUAUGGAUGAUAUAACAGAUUUUAAUGAAUUAUUGGAGGCUUUUGCUUAGUUUAGUUUGUUCAUGUAAUGAGUGACAUAAGUUUAGUUCGUUGAUGACAUGAUUGGCAUGAAUUGUUGUCUGCUUUAGUUUGCUGCAAUGACUGGCAUAAUUAGUUUAGUUUUUGGUUGAUUAUUUUUAUCUUACAAGGUAGACAUAAAAAAUUACUUCAAGCACAUGAAUAAUUGUUUGAAGCAUGUAUA